This is a messenger RNA of Osmia bicornis bicornis, 7314 nucleotides long. It is a transcript of the gene Ptp61F, whose product is annotated as tyrosine-protein phosphatase non-receptor type 1. The transcript has 8 exons. Lineage: Eukaryota; Metazoa; Arthropoda; Insecta; Hymenoptera; Megachilidae. Gene Ontology annotation, molecular function: protein tyrosine phosphatase activity. Gene Ontology annotation, biological process: protein dephosphorylation. Bases 447 to 1931 code for a protein of 494 amino acids. The record is from RefSeq and is a predicted model, not a curated record.
UGCGAAGUAUUUCACAUUUUCGUACCAGGAAAGAGCAGAUGGCGUCCAUUUUUUCCCCUUGAAAACAAAGGCACGUCCAAUCUUGGUGGAUCUGUAGUCAGUGCUCGUAUUUCGCGCUGGUUGCAGCGGACAGCAGUGGCGGCGAAGGCGAAGGUGAUCGGUGGUGGUUGGGUGCCGCGAGUGGUGCAGUGUGUACAGAAUAGAGAGUGGUAGUAUACGUACUAUCUGGAAAGUUGUGGUUGCGCGUUUUCGUCUCCCGUGCGGCGGGGGCUGCCCUUCGCAAGAAUCCGCUUCACGCAUGGCACCGCUUCGUGCCUGAGACGCCUUUUUCUCGGAGACAGAGAGAGCAAGAUCGUGCGCGGCCGGGGCCCAGCCUCUUCGCGUGCUUCGUCUCGUUUUGCCGUUUUCGAGCGCCGGAGAGACCGAGUCGCGAACGAGCCGACAGAAUGACCAGUCAAGAGACGUGCGAACAGGGUAUCAGCAACGUAGAAACUGAGUACCACGAGAUCAAUUCGAAAGAAGCCUGGCCGAUCCUGUAUCAGCAUAUACGCAAUGAAUGCAGCAAUUUCUCUUAUACGUCUAACGAAUCGAGGAAGCCACAGAACAAAAAUUUAAAUCGUUAUAGAGAUGUUUUGCCGUACGACCAUAGUAGGAUUGUCCUUAAAAGGGGUCCAUGCGAUUACAUUAAUGCUAACCUCAUACAGGUAGAUCGUGCUCACAGACAAUACAUCCUUACUCAAGGACCAUUGGAAAAUACUGCUGGCCACUUUUGGCUAAUGGUAUGGGAGCAAAAUUCUAAAGCGGUGUUAAUGUUAAAUAAAAUAAUUGAAAAGAAUCAUGUUAAGUGUUAUCAGUAUUGGCCUCUGGGUGAUUCAGAGAAUAAUAAUACUAUGAUGUUUCCGGAUGUUGGUUUAAAAGUAACAUUUGUCAGCAAAACAGAAUCAUCGGAUUAUACGACUAGAGUAUUAAAAUUAACUGAUUUGGAAACAAAUGAAAGUAGAGAAAUAUUACAUUUUCAUUAUACCACUUGGCCAGAUUUUGGAGUACCGCAAAGUCCAACAGCAUUUUUAUCCUUCUUAACGCAUGUUAGGCAGUCGGGUGCGUUAGAUCAAAAUGUUGGCCCUCCUGUGGUGCAUUGCUCGGCAGGAAUUGGAAGAUCGGGGACAUUUUGUUUAGUGGAUACCUGCCUUGUUUUGAUCGGAGAAAAUGGGUUGAAUUCUGUAAAUGUUAGAGAUAUACUGAUCGAAAUGAGAAGAUAUAGAAUGGGUUUAAUCCAAACACCGGGUCAACUUAGAUUUUCGUAUGCUGCUAUCAUUGAAGGGGCAAAACAAUUACUGUCCAACAACGUGAACAUUAAUAAUGAGGUGGUAACAAAUCACUACGACGUGGUAAGUAAUCUUAAUAAUUCAACAGUGGAAGAAGAGGAUGAACCACCUCCUUUGCCUCCUCCGAGAGGUGAAUCUUUAACGCGUAGCAUGAUGGCAGAUUUAACUUCAAAUCCAGUAACUAAUAAAAAUGAUGAAUUGGGUGGACCGCCUGAUAAACCGUUACCCAGAGAGCCAUCAGCUCCCACAGAAACCUCUACCAGUUCACCAGUUGCAAACUCUACAAUAAUUACAAACAAUUUACACGAAAAGAACUCUGACGGUGUUGUAGUGCCUAAUGAAAACACCAGUGACGGUGAAAACUCUUUACAAACAAUUAGCCCUCCGUCCAGUCCCGAUACGAAAAACGAAGUACGUCAUCGUAAUAAAGAGAAGAAGGAACGUUUGGCAGCGCAAGUACGAGAGAUGAAACGUCGACAAAAGGAAACAGAAGAAUGGCAGAAACUCAAGAGGUCAUUAUUUAAGCCCCUUUCAAUAGGCAUAGGCGCCGCAAUUGUUGGUGGGGGUAUUAUAGCAAUCUGUGGCUAUUUGUAUAUGCGUGGUUAGGACAGAAUUGUUUCUAUGUCACAUGUGUACAUGGACCUUCGCGUUAACAGUGAUAAUAGGUGAUUCGCACAUUCAAGAAUAGUUACUUUCGUCAUGAAAUAUUUAACAGUUUCAUUGCACGCGUCAUUGAUUGCCAUUGAUCGAAAGAGUAAUUAAUCAGGAACGAAGUAUUUGUUGUUACGUAAUUUGAAGCGAAACAGCCAUCACGAGCCGUUGUAUCAGUAAGAGACAAUUAAGGAGAGACACCGGUUAACAAAGAAACGUUAAAGAGAAGUAACUUAUUCUAACGAAGUGCAUUUGUAAAGGACAUUGUUGCACGACAAAGAAGCUACAAACGAUAAAAAAAAAGAAAAGAAAAGAAAUGGGUACUUUUAUGAUGACAGAGAAUGAAAGAGAAACGGAAAUAUUCAAUUUGUAUUUUUAUAUUGUGAUUCACUCAAUGAGUAUGUAGAAUACUAGAAAGUACACAUUCUUUUGAAAAUCUAUUGAUUAGGUUCCCUUGAAAGUCGCAGUUCACGAAGUGAGUAGAUUCUUUGGUAAUCGUAUUUCCAAUUUGUAGAAUAAGAAGUGCAUUGAGUUAGAUUUUUACCUUGUGACCUUUUUUUUUUAAAUCCUAAUCAGAAAAAUAUAGGAUAUGUUUUUUAUUUGUUAGAGAAUGUUAAUAAUUGUGUGUCUUGUAAAUUAGAAGAGAAAAGAAGGCACGUGUAAAAAUCUAAUACGAAGGAUGAAUCAAUGUCUUCUUAUUCGUAUAUUGUAAUAACUGUAGGUUUUCAUAUAUGUUAGGUAUUACACGUCAAAUGGGUGCAUAACGUUCCAAUAAGUAAAAUCAAUGAUUUACUUUUAGAGAGACAAACGCAAGUAUUAAUUUGCCUCUUUUUUUCUUUUUUUUAAAUUUUUCAAUCACUUAAAUAGAUUUAGUGCUUUUUCUAUUUAUAAUUCAUUGCUAUUCGACGUUUAAUUCAAUAAUUUUAAUAACCAUUUUAAGAACAAACGAGACGAGUCUCUUCGAUUCUUUUUCUUCGGUGAAUAAUUCUCGAAUAAAUUAGUCUUACUGUUAGCAAUUGUUCAGGGUACCAAAAUCAUUCUCCUAGAGUUAAUAAGCACCCGAUUCCCUUGCUAGGAUCUAACGAGUAUAUUCGUGAUAGGCGUAGAAAGAAAUGUUAACAAUCUUAAUUAUAGUACACCAUGUAAAUGUUUUUAUAAAAUAACUUGCCCAUCGAAGUAGAGUCCAUUCUUCUAUAGAACAUUCACGAUCAGGUGAAAUGGAUUAUUAGAGUUAGCAUAAGUCAUGCUUGUGACGUACCAUAUGGCCCAUUUCUUGAUGUUGUUUACUUAGAAUCAUUUAAUUCGUUUAGAACUUGUUCCUUGGGCUGUUGGUAAACGACAACUAAAUCUUUUUCACUUUCUUCUAUGAACAAACCCAAUUGACCGAGACAUUUCGUUUAAAUGGCAAUUUGUGCCUUCGAUUCUGUGUACUUGGUAAUAUUUCACGCAAGUCUCUUUAAAGGAGUUUUUCUUUUUCGUUACAUGCCUGGUAUACAGAAGACUAAUAAUAAUGAAUUUCGCAACGUAUUGAAGUAAUUAGCAACGACUUAAAAAUAAUUAACUUGCCGUGCUCAUCACACUGUUCUCACGCGACUGCAUAUUAUUUGUCUGUUAAUUUUUGUGAUGGAGUAAUCCAUAUAUAGUAGGUGCCAAACGAUAAGAAGCCAACAAGAAUUUUGUAUGCCAUGCAUAAAGUAGAUGCAUAGAAAUUGGAAUCAGUUUCUGACGUUAGCCUUGAUACUGGGAGGUAACGAUGUUUUAAGUACCAAGUACCGUAUUAACUAAUUCUUGAGAAUUAGUUGAUGAUUCGUAGGAACUUCCUCGCAUUCUUAAAGAUGAGAAAAAGCAUAGAAUUAUUGAUAAUAAUUCUAUUAGCUUGAUCUAAAGGUACUUGAUACUGUUCAUCGGAUGUUGAUAUUUUCUGUACAACCUGGAGGUGUAAAGUAUCAAGGUUGAUAUCAAAAAUUGAUUCUGAUCAGAACGUGUUAAAUUCAUGAACCAUGUCAUGGUUGCGUUAGUAGAUUUUAUUUUGUACACUUUUAACCCUCUUCACAGAGCGUGUUUCUGCACAUCGAUCAGCUCAGCAUCUUAGCGAGUAGAGUUUAAGACACUUAAAAGAGCCGAGGGGAACAGAAACAGGGGGUUAAAAGAGCCAAUCUCUGAUAUGCUAACUCCAACUGACUUGCUCAAUGGUAACAUGUUUAAUUACACGUUGAGCAUCGUGGAAAGACUGAAUAUACGUCUAAUUGCUUCUAGAAGAAGCAGAGUUGAACAAAAAAAAAAUGAGAAAAAGAAAAAAAAAGUUAAAUCUGUACUCUUUAAGUCGAGCUUUUAUGUAAGUCACGAUCGUCAAAAAGAAACAAACGAAAAAAAAAAAUUGAGAAGAGAAGACUUGGAUCGUGUUCCAAAAGAAAAAAAAAAGAAAAGAAAAAUGCAGUUUGCGUUUCGAUAUUUCUUCAGAAGAAAAUGCACGUGAUGGGCAAACGUAUUUUGUACUUUUUUGUACGUCGUUGGCUCUAAAUUUGGAAUACGAUCUUCAAACAAAAAAAAAAAAAAAAAGAAAACGAGACAUUUCGGGUACGUGUUAUUGCAUUAAAUAUGCGUCCGUGUAAUUCGUUAUCUUAGAGAUGCAUUAUGUUAACAUGUUCGAAUUUAAUACAGUAUUCUGUCGUCGGGUACAGUUGUUCACCUGUGUAUGCACCAAUUGUAUAUCUCGUUACCUGAUUUUUCGUCUAGACUAUGUUUUGUGUAACUAGAGGAGUGUCCGUGUUGGACGAAUUCUCUGCUACGUUCGAGAAGGUGCGAAAAAGGAUAAAAUGGUCAGAAAUUUAGCCUCUGAACAGAGGGGAACAACAAGAACAACAAGUGUACGUGCCUUCAUUUAGAGCGAUCUCGUUCAACGAAAGAGAUGCUAGCGUUCCUACAGAAAAUCAACAAAUUCGCUAUUUUUUAUAUUUUGCUUUUUAGAGACACACCGUUGAAAUACCUUCAGGAUGUCGCGAGGAUAAUUGGGUUCUUGCGGUUGAAACUGUUGAGAGGCUUCUGGAUAUUGGAAUAAACGUUUCAUCCAUGCAGCAGCUGGAUUCAGUACAAUGGACGCAUUGAGAAAUUAAGGUUCUGAGGAUGAGAUCUUGUUUAUCGAAUGUCCUGGUAAACUGUUAUUUGCAUUUCUAUAUUGCAUUGUGGCAUUUAGAGUUCUGAGGAUACUCUAAAUGGAACAACUCAAUUGGAAUUCUAAAUGUAUUAGCUUGUUCUGUAUCAAAUGAUCAAUUUUUAAACAUAGAAAGUCUGAGUUAAGAUUUAAUAAGCUUUCAAGCUUCAAAUUGACACGGUAUAAGUGUGUGUCCCAAAACCGUUCAUUUGAUAUAUGCAACAAACUAAUAGAAUGUAAUCAUAGUUUCCUCAGUUUGUGAAUAAUAACCGCAAUGUUCCACUUAAGCUUAUGAAAGUACUUUGAAUUCUCAAUGUUCCUAGAUCGCUGUAUGGAUGAUCCAAUAUAUCCAAGAUAGUAUUAAUGUGUCUUCAAAAAGAAAAAGAAACAAAAAAGUGACAUUCCAAAGGGACACAGUAUGUAAUCAGGAAGCCUUGAACAGUUCGAGUCAACUUGAUCGAAGAGUCAAUUACAGAAUGAAAUUCGUUCGUGGCUAGUCUUUCAGUAAGAGACGUUCGUUCCUAAUGAAGGUGGUUGCACGAGUUUGCCCAGAUAUUGAAUAACCGUAAACAAUAGAAGGAUGAACGAACAAUUCACCUUGAAAGAACUCCCCUGUUGUCGUUGAUCACGGGAAAACUUCCUGACGAGAAUGAGAGAGUGCGUGUGAGAGGAAAGGCUUAUUCUCGAGAACUAGAAUCCACGAAAGACACGGUGCUAACUUAAAGUUCCAGAACCACGAGAAGAAAGAAAAAGAAAAAAAAAGGGAAGAAGCGUAAAAUAUAUAUAUAUAUAUACAUAUAUAUAUAAAACACGCUUUGAUUGAAUGCGUGAGAGAGCGAGAGAGAGGGAGAGAAUGAGCGUAAUAAAGAAAGAAGAGAAUGAUUGUUCUAAAAGAAAAAAAAAAGAAAUAUUAUGAAGAAAUCGAACGAUCGAACACGAAAGAAGAAGACGAAGAGGGGAGGCUUUUGUACGCAAGUUUCUGUUCUCUCCACCCCCCGGUAUACAAAUAUAUUCUCACCGUACUAGCGUUCUAAACUACAAGGAACCGCAGAAACAUAGCUAAGUGCCUACUCGUACGAAACAAACGGAAGGGAUCGAAAUGGGAACCACAUCGAGAAUACGACCGAUAAUAGCGUUAAUAAUUACAAUAACGUAAAACAAAAUCCUCGCCUUUUGGAAGAGCGUAGCCAUCGAGCAAGUGAAUCCUUUACCAUCCGACAAUAUGCAUACAUACAUACAUACAUACAUACAUACAUACAUAUUAUUAUUAUAUGUUAAUAGAUAUUAUCGUUCCAGUAAGUCUGUUAUCAUAUAAUUGUCGAACGAUCGAAUCAAUGGAUACGUUUCAAUUGAAUAACAAGAAUGUUUUUUAAUGCAAUUAAUGCAUUUGGUAGAAGGUGUUAGAUGCAAUAGUUUGUAAAGCUAACAUUCUUGAUACGUUCUGUCGGUUCGAUCGACAAUUUGUGGCAGAUAGAUUUACCUAAAAAGCUAAGGAUCGAGUUACGCGUGCGAGAAGCGAAAGAAAAUCAGAAAUAGAAACGAAAGAAGAACAUGGAUCGAAAGUGUCACGAUUGAAUUCAGCUUGAUAAUUUUCAAGUUCGAAUGGUUAAUGAUAGGAAAGUUACUUCUCUACGAAGUCAGAUUGCAUCUCCUUGCGACUCGACUUAAGCACAGUUAACUAUAUUCGCAAAAAAUAAAAGAUUGUAGCGUCGUAGAAGCGUAUCGAAUGCGGUGUUUGAAAUAAUGUAACAGCUGAACACGAGCGGUAGAAUUUAGAAAGAAAAGAAUCUAGAAACGAAGGGGCUAAAGAAGUGAACUGAAAGGAAUAAAAAAAAAAAAAAAGAGAGAGUUUCAUCUUUUGAUCUCUCUUCAAGUUGGCUUCUUAGACAGAAGGUCAUUUCGCUUCUUCACCCGUUAGAGAAAGAAUAGAUCCAAAUCGAAGUAACUACGGAUAGAAUAAUGAACGAUUUGCAUGUAAUACAAUGUUAUUUACACGAACCGGAACGAAAGAGAGCGAGAAAGAGAAAAAAAGAAACAAUGAAUUGUGCGGUGAACUCGAUGCCCUCACGACGCAUACAUUUUUCUUUCUUUCUUUUUUUUUCCACUCGCAAAAUGUAGUAAGACUCGUAGACGAGGUUCCCCGAUUGCAUAUUUAGAUCGAUCAAUACAGGAAAGGAUUUUUUCGUA